Molecule: messenger RNA, 2555 nt
Organism: Morus notabilis
Lineage: Eukaryota; Viridiplantae; Streptophyta; Magnoliopsida; Rosales; Moraceae
Exons: 3
Coding region: 6-1766 (586 amino acids)
Source: RefSeq, a predicted model, not a curated record
UUUUAAUGCCCUAUUAUACUGUUUCUCUCUCUAGAAUCACACACACACUUUUACACUUUCCCUCUCCUGCCCCCAUUCCUCUUCAGUCAGUUACCACCACCACCACCACCACACCAAACUCACUCUCUCUUCAAAAACCGUUUCCUCUCCCAAACCACUCUCUCUCUCUCUCUCUCUCUCUCUCCCUCCAUGAAGAACUCACACACUUCACACUCCCCUCGCCUCCCACCACUCCACAACGCUAUUUAGCCCUCACACUCACCAAAACAAAACGAAAAAGACACAACAAUCUCCAUUUUCAGUUUCAUUUUGGUGUUACACUUCUUUGUCAUUUAAUUCUAAUGGAGAAGAAACAAGGCUUCUUCUCUGCUCUGAAAGACGAGGUGGUGCGCGGCCUCUCGCCGUCGCGGUCUAGAGGGAGCAGCCCGGCGAGGGCGAGGGGGAGGUCGGCGUCGCCCAUCUCGGGGCUUCUCCGGCGGAAGAAGAGCGGCCACAGCCUCGCGGCGCCGCCGGAGGCACUGAUCGCGAGAUCCGGCAGCCUCAGGCCGCUGGGGGAAGCGCUGGCGCCGCUCAUGGAGGGCCCGGAUCCGGACGGCGGAGACGUCGGUGAUUCGAAGCGGGUCGGGUCAGGGCUGGGGCAGUGGAUGAGAGGACAGCUCUCUAGGGCUCCGUCCAUGGCGUAUAGGAGGUCUGAUCUUAGGCUGUUGUUGGGGGUCAUGGGAGCUUCUCUCGCUCCUGUCCAUGUUAGCUCCAAUGACCCUUUGCCUCAUCUUAGCAUCAAGGACACUCCUAUUGAAACUUCAUCUGCUCAGUACAUCUUGCAGCAAUAUACAGCAGCUUCUGGUGGGCAGAAGCUGCAGAACUCGAUACGAAAUGCAUAUGCGAUGGGAAAGCUUAGGAUGGUAGCUUCCGAAUUUGAGACUGCCACAAAGGUGAUGAAGAACAGGAACGCCUCGCGAUGUGCCGAGUCUGGUGGCUUUGUGCUCUGGCAGAUGAAUCCAGACAUGUGGUAUGUCGAGCUUGCUGUUGGGGGUAGUAAAGUUCAUGCAGGAUGCAAUGGUAAACUUGUUUGGAGGCAUACACCCUGGCUCGGUGCCCACACUGCCAAAGGACCCGUGAGACCCUUGCGGCGCGCACUUCAGGGUCUUGAUCCAAGAACAACAGCUAGUAUGUUUUCCGAUGCAAGAUGCAUAGGAGAGAAGAAGAUCAACGGUGAGGAUUGCUUCAUCCUUAAGCUCUGUGCUGAUCCCCAAACUUUGAAGGCGAGAAGUGAAGGCCCUGCUGAAAUCAUAAGGCACGUCUUGUUUGGCUACUUCAGCCAGAAGACAGGACUUCUUGUGCACAUAGAGGAUUCCCAUUUGACUCGUAUCCAGUCCAAUGGCGGUGAUGCAGUUUACUGGGAAACCACUAUUAAUUCGUUCCUUGAGGAUUACAGGCCUGUUGAAGGGAUCAUGAUUGCCCACUCGGGGCGUUCUGUGGUAAAUCUUUUCAGGUUCGGUGAGAUGGCAAUGAGCCAUACCAAAACAAAGAUGGAAGAAGCAUGGACAAUUGAAGAAGUCGCGUUCAAUGUUCCAGGCCUGUCUAUGGACUGCUUCAUUCCUCCGGCUGACUUAAGAUCAGGGGUGAUUGACGAAACCUGUGAGCUGCCGCAGGAUGAAAGAGGAAAGGGUGCCGUUUCAAUAGCAUCACAUCGAGCCAAAGUCGUCGCACUGGAGAAAGCACAUGACGGUAAUAUGGAUAACUUGAUUUGGAAGAUGGAAGUUUAACAGAUGGUAGGAUCCUUGGAAUAGGGCAAUUGUUUAUACUAGUAGAAAGUUUUAGUCAACUUACACUUUAGGAGUUGUGAAGUAGGAGGUCAGUCAGAAUUUUUCUUGACGUUGGUUAUGCCUCUAUUAAUCUGUAAAUAGAGCAUAAUUGUUCACAGGUUUAAACCCAAAGCCUGGAUGAAUCCUUAUACUCUCGAUGCAGAAUCAACAACGGAGUUGGAGCUCGGUUUUCCAGUUAGGGAUUAGAGCAAAUGGAGGUUUAGUUUCUAGUUUUCCUUCCGCGAACAAUGGAAGGUGGUGGAGUUCUUCUGGUAUAAUAUCAACCUUUUCUUUAACCUUACAUAGUUUCCACUAAUUCUCUUGACUGUAUUCCGGAAUGGCAGUAAAAGGAGACUGCCACUGGCCAGCUUGAGUUUUUUUGAAGCUAAAAUGUUUUCUUAAUUUACCGUGUUUUUGGGUGUGCUAAUCUUGUUUAUGGUUUGUUUGGUUGAUGUAAAACUUUCUUCUGGGUCUGAGGAAAUGGGGCAACAAAAAAAAAAAAAAGGGGAUUGUUUUCUAGGUCUACUGAGGAGGACAGGGUAAAAGGAUGAACUUUUUUUUUUCUUUUCUUUUUAACUAUUGUAACCAACACAUUAGGCGACAUGGGGGUCGCUGGUUGUAUCAUGGCCUUGUCAGUGCUUCUGAUGAAAAUAUGUAAACAAGAAAAAUAUUGUGUCUAUUACAUAUUAAAUGCUCAUGAAUAUGAUGAUGAUGAUGAUGAUGAUGAAUCAACAUCUUUCUCUUAGCUUC